Molecule: messenger RNA, 486 nt
Organism: Aspergillus luchuensis
Lineage: Eukaryota; Fungi; Ascomycota; Eurotiomycetes; Eurotiales; Aspergillaceae
Exons: 2
Coding region: 1-486 (161 amino acids)
Source: RefSeq, a predicted model, not a curated record
AUGAAGUCUUUCGGCUUGGUCGUUUUGGCAGCAUUUUUUACCCUCUGCCAGGCACAGUUUCAAGUUCUAGAUGCUGAGUCCAUCGCAAACAGCACUGCUGUGAAAUUCUCUGAUGCUUGCCUAACUGCUUUGCAGGGCACUGUCAACUGCAACAGCACUUUGGUGAAUAUUGCCGCCGCAGAUGAUGUUUAUGGCAUUAACAAUGAUACAUACGCCUAUCUUUGCACCAAUAGCUGUUGUUCAUCUCUGGAAAUAUAUCACAAUACCGUCUCAUCUGCUUGUGCUGGCCAGGAUGAGGCUUGGAGUGGAUAUCCAGCGACAUAUUUUGGAGAUGUGUACUGGGCGAGCUACAAUCUGUCUUGUUUGGCAGAUCCCACCUCCGGGGCGCAUGCAUUGACUACUUUAACACUCUUUCGAGCAAUUAUACAGACGAUGUAUCUGCAACCUCAUUACCAUCCUCUGUUGCAUGCUCCCCAUGCGUUCUAG